AUGGGUAAUUUGAUGUGGUCUGACCUGUUCUGUGAAUACAAUAUCAAUGUUCUUGCUGCCCAAACUUCUGACCAUAGCCCAUUAUUGGUUAAUGCUAGAAAGAGAGGUAUGAGGUCUUUAUGUUUUGAGACAAGAAGGAAGAAGAUUUUCAGAUUUGAAGCAAGCUGGAAUGUACAUGAAGCAUGCAACAACAUUAUUAAAUCUACUUGGUCCUCCCAGAAUACAGUUCAGGACCUAAAGAUGAAUUCAAUCAUGAGGAAACUAAACAGAUGCAAGGAGUCUUUAAAGCAUUGGAGCUCAAGCCUUGGGAAAAAACAGAGGGACAUCCAAGGACAAUUAAAGCUACUUUUGAAGAUGCAAGACUCAAACAAGGGCUCUAACUCAGCAGCUAUAAAGGUGCUACAGAAGGAAAUUGACAAAUCCCUUGAGGAAGAGAACCUGAAAUGGAAACAAAGAGAAAAACAGUUUUGGUUGAGAGAUGGUGACAGAAAUUCUAAAUUCUUCCAUAAAUGUGCCAAUUAG
Messenger RNA from Carya illinoinensis, 522 nucleotides. RefSeq lists its product as uncharacterized. The record is from RefSeq and is a predicted model, not a curated record. Bases 1 to 522 code for a protein of 173 amino acids. The transcript has a single exon. Lineage: Eukaryota; Viridiplantae; Streptophyta; Magnoliopsida; Fagales; Juglandaceae.